This is a messenger RNA of Acanthochromis polyacanthus (spiny chromis), 4175 nucleotides long. It is a transcript of the gene cntrl, whose product is annotated as centriolin. Lineage: Eukaryota; Metazoa; Chordata; Actinopteri; Pomacentridae. The record is from RefSeq and is a predicted model, not a curated record. The transcript is spliced from 29 exons. Bases 284 to 4048 code for a protein of 1254 amino acids.
UUGGCCAGGAGUCAGAGUUCCUGUGUCGAUUCAAAGAAAUGCAGAGAGGAGUUUGUAACGGAGACAGAAAGAGACGAUUCAGAGAGGAGGAGGUGAGGAGGGGACGAAGAUACGGAGCAGCAGGACUGUUCUCCCGAAAUACCUGAAGGUAAACACAGAAUCCCUGGACUUCUCUUGGAGAUGUUUGAUGAUGUUUGGGGAUGUUUGAAGAUGCCUGGAGAUCACGCUGACCUUCUCUGAAACGUAGGAGCAGGUCCAGGUGACCUCCCAGCUGGUGGACAGGAUGAGCGGGAAGCACAGCGAGCUGGAGGGUCGCCUCGACGACCUGCUGUCACGCAUCGCCAUGGAGACGCAGGAGAUCAAAGAGCUGGAGCAGCAGCUGACUGACGGUCAGAUUUUGGCGAACGAAGCUCUGCAGAGAGAUUUGGAGGAGGUGAUCUGUGGACUUCAGGAGUACCUCAGAGGACUCAGACAGCAGGCUCUUCUCUCAGAGCAGCAGGUCGUCAGUCUGCAGGCUGAGAACAAGAGUCUGCAGCUCCACCUGGAGGACGCUCAGAGACACUGCAGGCAGCUGGAGGAUUCGGCCAGGACACACACACAGAACACGAGCGUGCAGAAGGAGGCCCAGGCUCUCAGGGAGAGACAGGUGGAGAGCAGCAGGCGGCAGGCAGAGCUGGAGGCGGAGCUUCAUCUAUUGAGGGAGGAGCUAACCCGACAGGUGAACCUGGGACAGUUUCAGGUUGAAGCUCUUCAGGCGGCUGCAGAUAAAGAAAAACAAACCAGAGACAUCAGAGAGUCUCAGCUGCAGGCGACCAUCCAGUCUCUGCAGGAGGAGAAGUCGUCUCUGCAGCAUCUCAACCACAAACUCCAGGUCCAACUGAACCAGAUCAAAGACCAGUGUGAAGAGACCAGGACCCGGAUGGACCAGACCAGGACCCGGAUGGACCAGACCAGGACCCGGAUGGACCAGACCAGGACCCGGAUGGACCAGACCAGGACCCGGAUGGACCAGACCAGGACCCGGAUGGACAGGUUUACAGCUCCCCUGUCAGACAGUCAGGACAAGUUCAGUGAUGUGGAGCAGCUGAACAGAACCAGCAGGCAGCCUCUGGACCAGGACCAGCUGACCCAGGACCAGCUGAGCCAGUCUGUGGACCUGGAGUUAGAGCUGCAGAUACUCAGAGAGAAACUGAAGACAUCUCAGAGCAGAACCAGACUGAUGCAGCAGAACCUUGAGGUGAAGCUCCAGCAGAGUCAGCAGCAGCUUCAGGACGUCCAGCAGCAGAAAGACUUACUGCUGCUGCAGCUGCGUUCACAGAGCGACCGACACCAACGGAGCCUCGACCGCCUUAACAGGAAACUACUGCAGCUCAGCAGGUCCAUGAGCGACACCGAUCAGCUGACGGCAGAACAGCUGGAGUUCAGCAUCCAGCAGCUGAGAGCUCUGAACCAAAGCGUGGAGCUGCUGCAGGCACAGAAAGCUGCAGACGAGCUGAACGCAGACGCUCUGAAGAACCAACAAACUGUGGAGGAGCUGGACCCGACCAGGACCAGCACCAGACCUGCAGAUGGAGGCCGGUGGUGGUCCGUACCUCCUGGACUCGGAGCUCCCAGUCCGGGUUCUCAGGGGACUCAGGACUCGGGUUUGGACCUGCAGCAGCUCGGUUCUCCUGACAGACCUCCUGCAGGUGGAGGCUGCCGGGUCCACCUGCCCCCAACACACCACGACUCAGAUGGCAGCAGCAGUGGAGGCAGCAGCUCCACACCAGGGACGACUCCUCCUCCAGCUGCGGGCUCCUCUCCUGGGCCUGCUGACGCUCAGACUCCCCUGGUUGGUCGUGGCUGGCUGCUCUGUGGUUCCUACAGUCCACCAGCAGGAGGCGCAGCUGAACACCUGGACAAGCAGGGAGGUAGGUGUGUGUGUGAGUGUUUGCACACAGAAGCAGAGAAACUGGAGGAAGAGAAGAAGAAGCUGCGACUGCAAACCAAACAGCUGCGACACAAACUGAGGAGACACAGGAGUGCGAUGCAGGUGUGUGAUGAGGUGGAGUGUUUAGAGAAAACUCUGUUGAAGAGACGAACUGAACUCCGUCAGGCUGACAGGCUGCUGCUGGAGGCUCAGAGCUGCAUAAACACUAGCAGAGAGCAGUGUUUUCAUCUCUUCAGGUCUCGGAGGUUCAGCUGGAGGCCGACGUGCUGCAGAAUGAAGCUCAGGAGAACCUCAGGUAGUAGAACAUCAGGGGGUGGAACAUCAGCUGGUAGAGCCUCAGGCGGUAGAACAUCAGGCGGUAGAACAUCAGGCGGUAGAACAUCAGGCGGUAGAACAUCAGGCAGUGGAACAUCAGCUGGUAGAGCCUCAGGCGGUAGAACAUCAGGCGGUAGAGCCUCAGGCAGUAGAACCUCAGGCGGUAGAACCUCAGGCAGUAGAACAUCAGUAUGUGGGGUUCUGACCUGCAGGAGGCUCCAGCUGGAGGUGCAGCAGCUGAGGAUGAGGAGGCAGCAGGAGCAGCAGAGUGUGAGGAAGGUGGAGGAGGAGACUGAGGCUGCUGCAGACAGACUUGCUGCGGUUCUGUCCGACUGUCAGGAGGCUCAGAGACGUCUGGACUCUCUCAGUGCUCAGCACCUGAAGGAGGAACUUCACCUGAAGGAGCUCAGAGAGGAGCAGCAGCACCUGAACACCUCCAUACAGGAGCUGUUGAGUCGCAGCAGGUGGAUGGUCUCAGGUGUGAAGGAAGACGAACAGAAGCUGGACUCUCUGAGGACUGAACUGAGCCGACACCGAGCAGAACUGAAGAAGGUUCUGCAGAAGCAGCUGGUGGAGCAACGGCAGCUGGAGGACAUGAAAACUGAACACACCCAGAAGCUCCAUCAGAAGAAGAACGAGCUGGACAGAACCAAGGAGGAGCUGGACCGGACCAAGGAGGAGCUGGACAGAACCAAGGAGGAGCUGGACAGAACCAAGGAGGAGCUGGACAGAACCAAGGAGGAGCUGGACAGAACCAAGGAGGAGCUGGACAGGACAGAGGAAGACUUGAACAGGAAGCAGGAGCAACUGGACAGGAAGCAGAAGGUGGUGGAUCAGCUGAGAGAAGAUCUGGACGAGAUGCAGGACGAAGUGGACAAACUGCAACAGGAGGUGGAGACACGACUCAGAGAUACGAAACAGCAGCAGACUGAGCUACAGGAGGUCCAGGAGGAGCUGAGCAGGAGGAGGGAGGAGAGAGUUAACCUGCAGCAGCAGUGCAAACACCUGGAGGACCGACGGAGGCUCACCGACAGGAGUCUGGCAGUUGUGAAGGCGGAGCUUACUAAGCAGAGGGAGGAGCUUAGCCAAGCCCAGCUCCUCAAACAGGAAGUAGUCAGAGAUACAGCAGCCAGUCAGCAGCAGCUUAACGAAAACUCUGAGUUCUUGUCUCUGCUCAGUGAACGAGUGGAUGAGAGGAAGAAACAGCUGCAGACUCUGGAACAGGAGCUGAAUGCAUCCAAUCAGCAGCAGCAGAGAACAGAACACCUGAAGGAGCUGGACAGACAAAUACAACAAAAACAGGAUGGUGAAGCUGCAGUGUCUCAGGUGGAGGACAGGGGGCGCCAUCUGACCCAACAGCAGCUACAGCUCAACCAGCUCAGUGAGGAGCUCUGGCAGCAAAAGAAACAUCUGCUGUACCAGGAGGAGGAGCUACAGCAGCAGAGGGAGGAGCUAAAGCAACUUGAGGAGGGACUAAAGCAACAGCAGGAGGAGCUGAAGCAUAAAGUGGAGGAUCUAAAUGAACAGCAGGAGGAGCUACAACUGAAGGGGGAGUGGCUAAUACAGGAAGAGGAGGAGCUACAGAAGAAAGACGAGGAGCUUCUGAAAAAACAGGAGCAGAGCUGGACGGUGGAGCUGGAGAGAGAAAAACUGAGACAACAAGAAGAUCAGCUGACGGCUCGUCUUCGCUCCAGUCUGUGGACUCGGCAGCAGAACCUCAGACGUCUGCAGACGGAGGGAAGUUUAGUGGAUCUGAAACUGGAGCAGCUGGAGACUCUGCUGGACCGGUCAGAAGCAUCAUGAGGACCAGAUCUGGAACAGAAACACUUCCUGUUUGGUGUGAGGUCACAGUGGGAGGAGCCAAACAAAUAUUCAUUAAUAAAACACUAAUAAAUAUCUGAAAAUCUAUAAAUAAACAUCUGAAUGGCAA